This is a messenger RNA of Arvicanthis niloticus (Nile rat), 1286 nucleotides long. RefSeq names its product yippee like 3 (gene Ypel3). Lineage: Eukaryota; Metazoa; Chordata; Mammalia; Rodentia; Muridae. The record is from RefSeq and is a predicted model, not a curated record.
CCCGCGCACGCCCCUAUCCCCUCGCCCCAGGUGAGCCCCGGGGUCUCAGGUAAGGCUUGGCGAUGCAGGUAAGAUUUCCCUCAGCGGAGAUGAGGCUCAGCGCCUGCAGGUAAAAACCCCUCUACUCCCUAGGGGAUCCUCUUCCUUUGGGGAGGCCUCCUGCCUCCUCCAGGUGAGAGACCCUUUCCCCAAACGAAUUCCAUAUACCCCACAUUUGACCUAUCACUAGUCCAAAUAGGGUCCCAAGGACCAGUCAGUUUCUUAUCCCCCCCCAUAAUGCCUCAAAACUGAAAACUGGCAGCCCAUCCACUCUGAAGCCCCUUCUUCCCGUUUCAGAUGCCAGCUCAGCAAGGGUGAGGCCAGAAGCAGGUGGGUGACUCACCUAGAGCUCCUCCUAGCCUCAGUUUCCCCGCUGAUGCAACCUGAGGCCUCCUCAGUGAGUCAAAACUGAGAUGACUCUGAUCCCUGGCACUGGGCUCCCUCUGCUCCCCGUGGACCGCUCCCCGCGUGGGGCCACUGCCCUUGGCCCCCGCCAUGGUGCGGAUUUCAAAGCCCAAGACGUUUCAGGCCUACUUGGAUGACUGUCACCGAAGGUACAGCUGUGCCCACUGCCGUGCUCACCUGGCCAACCACGACGACCUCAUCUCCAAGUCCUUCCAGGGCAGUCAGGGGCGUGCCUACCUCUUCAACUCUGUGGUGAAUGUGGGCUGCGGGCCAGCAGAAGAGCGGGUGCUGCUGACAGGUCUUCAUGCUGUCGCUGACAUCCACUGCGAGAACUGCAAGACCACUUUGGGCUGGAAAUAUGAGCAAGCCUUUGAGAGCAGCCAGAAAUACAAAGAGGGGAAGUACAUCAUUGAACUCAACCACAUGAUCAAAGACAACGGCUGGGACUGACCUAGCUCCUGACUCAUGUGGCUUCAGCCUGGCCUGGCCGCCAGGGGGAGCCACUGGUCUCGCUCCUCCUGAAGGGAGCUCUGGACCCUCAGGGUCCCCACAGGGGAAGGAUCCAGCUCCUGUACAUAUAUUUUAUUGCAUGCACUGUGACCUUGGGGGGAGACAAGGAGGGGGAUUGUACCCCCGGCACCUCCCUGCGAUCUGACUGGCUUGGAUCUCAUUUUUUAACCCCUUCCUGUCUUGCCUGUCCCAUAGAUAUGGCCUGUGUGCUGCUCUCAUGGCCCCGGUGCACCAUCUUUCUGUGAAUCUCUCCCACUGGAUCCCUCUUACCUGCAACGUGUCUGUUCUCCUUCUGUAGCGUUUGUAAAUAAUAAAACAAUGGAAUGGAGACA